Molecule: messenger RNA, 3631 nt
Organism: Arvicanthis niloticus (Nile rat)
Lineage: Eukaryota; Metazoa; Chordata; Mammalia; Rodentia; Muridae
Gene: Pde4b
Product: phosphodiesterase 4B
Biological process (GO): signal transduction
Molecular function (GO): 3',5'-cyclic-nucleotide phosphodiesterase activity
Source: RefSeq, a predicted model, not a curated record
CGAUGACCUGAUUGUCACUCCUUUCGCCCAGGUUCUUGCCAGCUUGCGAAGCGUCAGAAACAACUUCACCCUGCUGACAAACCUUCAUGGAGCACCAAACAAGAGGUCACCAGCGGCUAGUCAGGCUCCAGUCUCCAGAGUCAGCCUGCAAGAAGAAUCAUAUCAGAAACUAGCAAUGGAGACACUGGAGGAACUAGACUGGUGCCUAGACCAGCUAGAGACCAUCCAGACCUACCGCUCUGUCAGCGAGAUGGCUUCAAACAAGUUCAAAAGGAUGCUGAACCGGGAGCUGACACACCUCUCAGAGAUGAGCAGAUCUGGGAACCAGGUGUCUGAAUACAUUUCAAACACGUUCUUAGACAAGCAGAACGAUGUGGAAAUCCCAUCUCCCACGCAGAAGGACAGGGAGAAGAAGAAGAAGCAGCAGCUCAUGACCCAGAUAAGUGGAGUGAAGAAGCUGAUGCAUAGCUCAAGCCUGAACAACACAAGCAUCUCACGCUUCGGAGUCAGCACCGAAAAUGAGGAUCAUCUAGCCAAGGAGCUGGAAGACCUGAACAAAUGGGGCCUUAACAUCUUCAAUGUGGCUGGGUACUCACAUAAUCGGCCGCUCACAUGCAUCAUGUAUGCCAUAUUCCAGGAAAGAGACCUUCUGAAAACGUUUAAAAUCUCAUCUGACACCUUUGUAACCUACAUGAUGACUUUAGAAGACCAUUACCAUUCUGAUGUGGCAUAUCACAACAGCCUGCAUGCUGCUGACGUGGCCCAGUCAACUCACGUUCUCCUUUCUACGCCAGCCCUGGAUGCUGUCUUCACAGACCUGGAAAUCCUGGCUGCCAUUUUUGCAGCUGCCAUCCAUGAUGUCGAUCAUCCUGGAGUCUCCAAUCAGUUUCUCAUCAAUACAAAUUCCGAACUUGCUUUGAUGUAUAAUGACGAAUCUGUGCUGGAAAACCAUCACCUCGCUGUGGGAUUCAAACUGCUACAAGAGGAACACUGCGACAUCUUCCAGAAUCUUACCAAGAAGCAACGUCAGACACUCAGGAAAAUGGUGAUUGACAUGGUGUUAGCAACUGAUAUGUCCAAACACAUGAGCCUCCUGGCAGACCUUAAAACAAUGGUAGAAACCAAGAAGGUGACAAGCUCUGGUGUUCUCCUCCUGGACAACUAUACUGACCGGAUACAGGUUCUUCGAAACAUGGUACACUGUGCAGACCUGAGCAAUCCUACCAAGUCCUUGGAAUUGUAUCGGCAAUGGACUGACCGUAUCAUGGAGGAGUUUUUCCAACAGGGAGACAAAGAACGGGAAAGGGGAAUGGAGAUUAGCCCGAUGUGUGAUAAACACACAGCUUCUGUGGAAAAAUCCCAGGUUGGUUUCAUUGACUACAUAGUCCAUCCAUUGUGGGAGACCUGGGCAGACCUGGUUCAGCCUGAUGCUCAAGACAUUCUGGAUACACUAGAAGAUAACAGGAACUGGUACCAGAGUAUGAUACCCCAGAGUCCCUCUCCACCACUGGAUGAGAGAAGCAGAGACUGCCAAGGUCUUAUGGAGAAGUUUCAGUUUGAACUGACCCUUGAAGAAGAGGAUUCUGAAGGACCGGAAAAGGAGGGAGAAGGCCACAACUAUUUCAGCAGCACAAAGACACUUUGUGUGAUCGAUCCAGAGAGCAGGGAUUCCCUGGAAGAGACUGACAUAGAUAUUGCAACAGAAGACAAGUCUCCAAUCGACACAUAAUCUCCCUGUGUGGAGAUGAACAUUCCACCCUUGACAAGCAUGCCAGCUGAGCGGUAGGGCCAACCUACCAUGGCCAAGGCCUGCACAGAACAAAGGCCACCUGGCCUUUCCAGUUACUUGAGUUUGGAGCCAGAAUGCAAGGCCAUGAAGCAAAUAGCAGUUCCGUGCUGCCUUGCCUUGCCUGCAAGCUUGGCGGUGACCCGCAGCUGUACGUGGUAGUAGAGGCCAGUUCCCACCACAGCUAAAUGGCUUGAAAACAGAGGAGACAAAGCUGAGAGAUUGUGCUGCACUAGGUGUUGGGAAGCUGUCCUGACAGGUGACUGAACUCACUAACAACUCCAUCUAUAAAUCUCACUCAUCCCGUUGUCGGCCAACCUGUGUGCCUUUUUUGUAAAAUGUUUUUGUGUCUUUGAAAUGCCUGUUGAAUAUCUAGAGUUUAGUACCAACUUCUACAAACUUUUUUGAGUCUUUCUGGAAAAAAAGAAAAAGAAAGACAGCAGUUUCCCCUUCUUUCUUGGGCAAUAUCUUUGGCUUUCCUCCAGUUAACUUUUGCAAAUAGGCAGGACAGAUGCAGUUCUAACCACAGGCUACUUCCUUCUUUUUGUCUAAUAUGACUCCUUAGUGGCCCCUGCAUCUGCGUCUUAGCUGUUUGCCUGCUUUGAGCACUGUUUUCCCCAGGGAAGUGUCUCUGCUUUGCUUUAAACUCAUGCUCAAUAAACCAGGUCUGUGGAAGAAGCUGUGCUAUUUGCCAUCAGUCUAUGGAGUGCUCAGUCACACAAGGCCAUGUUUGCAGCUGCCUCCCAGCCUCCAGGCCACUGGGAGCUGCACACCACCUGCCAGCCCUCCUCUCUCACCCCUCCUUCACUCAAGUAUACUGUUUUCAAUUUAAUGCUGCCGUCUUUGUCUUGUACUGGCCCCUGCACUAACACUUCCCUCUCUUCCUGUUUAUAACCAUGUAUUUAUUACACAAUGUACAUAUUGUAAUGUUUUGUAAGUUAUUAAUUUAUAUAUCUAACAUUGCCUGCCAAUGGUGGUGUUAAAUUUGUGUAGAAAACUCUGCCUAAGAGUUGCAACCUUUUCUUGUAAUGUUUUGUAUUGUGUAUUAUAUAUCCCAAACAUUGUUUAAAAGAGACAUGAAGCCCCGUUAGCAGUUAAGGACAGGAAUGGCUGUUGUUCCGAGGGUCUGCUGCCCUUUCCUUGUCUGAGUUCCCAAUUAUGCCCAACCCUUUGAUGAGCUGGUUUUGCAAACAGGUUUAUCAUAUUAGAUACUAAAUGGUUUAUACUGAAGUUUUAUUUUGUAUAGUUUGAUAGGGGCUAGGAGCACUGGGAUGUCAUUUUUUACCCGUGUUCUAUCCAAGUCUCUUGGAUGCAUGAGUUGGGUUGUCACUGGGCUCUGCUCUAAUUGUGGCUUUGAUUCUAAAAAACAACAACAACAACACUACAUUCAAUCACAGAUGUUACUGUGUAUUCCCAAACUACUGACUUGGAAGAGCUAAUCUCCAUACUGCUCACAAGCAGAGGAGCCAUGUUCAAAUUCAUCAAGGGCAACAAGAAGACAAUGUGAAUUUUUAUCGUAGAAUGUGAACUGAUGUCGUAAAUUUCGCAAAUGUGAAGCUUCUGAUAACACUUGUUAGGCCUCUUCCUGGUGUCAGUUUCAGUUUGUAAAAUACGUGUCAUGCUUCAGUUCAGCAUUGUGACAAAAGUUAAAGAAAAUGGCACAAAAUGUGCAUGACCAAUGAGUUCGUACGUCUGUAACACUGCGUUGUUCCAGGUGGACGUUAUAUUGUUUUCAAAAGUUUCUCACGAUGUAUGUUAUAAUAUUAUUAGUAUUAUAUAUUGUGCUCAAAUGCAUUCUUAAGAGACUUUUAUAUGAGCUGAAUAAACAAAAGCAUGAAUAAAUUA